AUGGGAAAUCAAAAGGCUGCGAAGCCCGACGACAACCACGUCUCGGGUCAAUCCAACAAACCCCUCUCCCACCCAGCCCAUGCGCUGUCGUACCAGCUGCUUGCUGAAGAGCUCCAUGCUAACACCCUGAACGGUCUCUCCGCCGACGAGGCAAAAUCCCGUCUCGACGAGUUCGGCCACAAUGACCUUGGUGAAGCCGAGGGCGUUCAGCCCAUCAAGAUCAUCAUUGCCCAGAUUGCCAAUGCCAUGACCAUGGUCUUGAUCCUCGCCAUGGCUGUUAGUUUCGGCUUUGGCUCUUACAUCGAGGGUGGCGUCAUCACCUUUGUCAUUCUGCUCAACGUCAUCGUCGGCUUCUUCCAGGAGUAUUCUGCUGAGAAGACAAUGGACUCUCUCCGUUCCCUGAGCUCCCCCACCGCCAAAAUCGUCCGUGACGGCGAAUCCAUGGUCGUCCCUUCGAGUGAAAUCGUCCCUGGUGACAUUGUUGAAAUCAAGACGGGAGACACAAUCCCCGCAGACGUCAGACUGAUCGAGGCGGUCAACUUUGAGACCGACGAGGCUCUGUUGACCGGCGAAUCCCUCCCCGUGCGAAAGAACGAAGACUCCACCUUCCCCGAUAGUACCGGCCCCGGAGAUCGUCUCAAUGUCGCUUAUAGUUCAUCCAAUGUCACCAAGGGCCGCGCCAAAGGCAUCGUUUUUGCAACUGGUGUUUAUACCGAGAUCGGGGCUAUUGCGUCUGCCCUGCGCAAGAAGGACUCCAAGGUCCGGGAGGUCAAGCGCAAGCCUAAUGGCAAAGCGAAGCCUCACCGAUACCUUGAAGCCUAUACCCUGACUCUAACUGAUGCUAUCGGACGUUUUCUCGGCGUCAAUGUCGGCACCCCCUUACAGCAGAAGCUCUCAAAGCUUGCUAUGCUGCUGUUCGGCGUUGCCAUUGUCUGCGCCAUUAUUGUUCUUGGUGCGAACGAGUUCCAGGCUACCCAGGAGGUUAUCAUCUACGCUGUAGCAACCGGUCUAUCGAUGAUCCCGGCUAGUCUCGUCGUGGUGCUCACCAUCACUAUGGCUGCUGGAACCAAGCGUAUGGUAAAGAGAAACGUCAUCGUUCGCAACCUCAAGUCCCUCGAGGCUUUGGGUGCUGUCACGGACAUUUGCUCCGACAAGACCGGCACUCUGACCCAGGGCAAGAUGUUGGCCCGCGGUGCUUGGUUGCCUGCUAUGGGCACGUACACCGUUGAAAACACAUCGUCACCGAUGGACCCCACCACCGGUGAUAUCCGCUACGACGAGCGGUCUCCUAGACAUCUCAACUUCAAAAAGGGCGGUGACGCUUGUGGAACCAUCAUGAAGACCGACCAGCUGUUGCAGAAUAGCAGGUCAGCUCUCUCCGCUUUUCUCUAUGUGGCGUCCCUGGCCAAUCUUGCUACCAUCAACAAGAAAGAUGACCAAUGGCAUGCCCGAGGCGAUCCCACCGAAAUCGCCAUCCAGGUGUUUGCUUCCCGCUUCGACUGGAAUCGCCUCAAGUUUGUUAGUGGUAGCGACUCGCCCGAGUGGAGCGAAAUUGCCGAGCUCCCGUUCGACUCUGACGUCAAGCGUAUGUCCGUCAUCAUGAAGAACAACACAACAAAGGAGUACUUCGCCCUCACCAAGGGUGCCGUUGAGAGGGUGAUCCAGAUCUGUACCAAAUACGCCCCCAGAGAUGAUGAUGAUUUGGUGGAUAUUACUCCUGAGUUCCGUGAGGAGAUCCUCCGCAACAUGGAGGCUUUCGCAGGACUCGGACUGCGCGUCCUAGCAUUGGCUAGCAAGCCUUAUCAAGGCACAUUUAGCAAGGGCGAUGAAGUUGAGCGGGCAUCGGUCGAACGUGACCUGGUAUUUCGCGGUCUCGUUGGCUUGUACGAUCCUCCCCGCCCGGAAUCUGCCACCGCUGUCCGACAGUGUCAUGAAGCUGGCAUUUCGGUGCACAUGCUCACUGGCGACCACCCCGAGACUGCAAAGGCCAUCGCUGUUGAGGUCGGAAUUUUGCCUACUCGAAUGGAGCGCAUAGCAAGAAACGUUGCCGACGCCAUGGUAAUGACAGCUUCCUCGUUUGAUGCACUCAGGGAUGAUGAGGUUGACAAACUUCCCGUCUUGCCGCUUGUCAUUGCGAGAUGUGCCCCGAGCACCAAGGUCCGAAUGAUUGAGGCUCUUCAUCGUCGCAAGAAGUUUUGUGCCAUGACGGGUGACGGCGUCAACGACUCCCCGUCUCUCCGCCGUGCCGACGUUGGCAUUGCCAUGGGCCUUUCAGGAUCAGAUGUUGCAAAGGAUGCAUCCGAUAUCGUCUUGACGGACGAUAACUUCGCUUCUAUUGUUGCUGCUAUCGAAGAGGGCCGCCGCAUCUUUGACAAUAUUCAAAAGUUCGUGUUACAUGUCCUUGCCGAGAACAUUGCCCAAGCUGGGACAUUGCUUGUUGGGCUCACUUUCAAAGAUGGUCGAGGACUUUCAGUCUUCCCGCUUGCCCCUGUCGAAAUCGUCUGGAUCAUUAUGGCCACCUCUGGUAUGCCCGAUAUGGGUCUUGGCUUUGAGCGCGCUGUCCCUGACAUCAUGCGUCGCCCGCCUCAGUCUCUCAAGACGGGUAUUUUCACCAUGGAAUUUCUAGUCGAUAUGAUUUUCUACGGUCUAUGGAUCACCGCCCUUUGUCUUUCAAGCUUCUCGCUGGUUGUCUACGGUUUCGGAUCUGGUGAGCUCGGAGAGAGCUGCAACGAAAAGUACAAUGACACUUGCGAUACCGUCUUCCGCGCUCGCGCCACGACCUUUGCCUGCCUCACAUGGUUUGCACUCUUCUUGGCCUGGGAGUUGGUAGAUAUGCGUCGGUCAUUCUUCCGGAUGCAGCCAGGAUCCAAGAAGUAUUUCACCCAGUGGAUGAUUGACGUAUGGAGGAACAGGUUCCUUUUCUGGGCCAUCAUCAUCGGCUUUGCCACCCUGUUCCCACUACUUUACAUCCCGGUUAUCAACACUGUGGUCUUCAAGCACAAGGGCAUUUCGUGGGAAUGGGGAAUUGUGUUUAUUGCCGCGGGACUUUUCUUCGCUGGUGUCGAGUCCUGGAAAUGGGGCAAGCGCGUCUUCUUCAGGGCCCGCAACAGCAAGAAACUCGGGGUCGCGUGGAAAGACAUGGAUAUUGAGCAGAGAGUGUUUGGCGAGUAUUUGGGUUCCAGCGACGAUGAUCAUCACACCGAGAUUGGCGACGAUGACAUCGAUCUUGAAAAGGAGAAGGCGGGCUUUCAGAAGUAG
Colletotrichum orchidophilum is the source of this 3258-nucleotide messenger RNA. RefSeq names its product potassium/sodium efflux P-type ATPase. The transcript is spliced from 4 exons. The record is from RefSeq and is a predicted model, not a curated record. The coding region runs from base 1 to 3258 and encodes 1085 amino acids. Gene Ontology annotation, biological process: intracellular calcium ion homeostasis; calcium ion transmembrane transport. Gene Ontology annotation, molecular function: ATP hydrolysis activity; P-type calcium transporter activity; ATP binding. Gene Ontology annotation, cellular component: plasma membrane. Lineage: Eukaryota; Fungi; Ascomycota; Sordariomycetes; Glomerellales; Glomerellaceae.